This is a messenger RNA of Linum tenue, 2169 nucleotides long. NCBI's taxonomy places the organism in Eukaryota, Viridiplantae, Streptophyta, Magnoliopsida, Malpighiales, Linaceae. The record is from the annotation of a GenBank genome assembly.
AUGGCGUCUUCCAGGCUACCUACCCUUUUCCUUUCCUCCGCGCUGCUGAUUCUACUCCUCCUCCUCCGCCCCGCCGCCGCGCAAGCACCCGCCGUCGUCAGAGCCGGCUACUGGUUCCCGGAAAGUGGAUUCGCCGCCUCCGCCAUCAACUCCACGCUUUUCACUCACCUUUACUGUAGGUUCGCCGGAGUUAUUUCGAGGACCUUCCGGGUCGUUGUCCCGGCCGCGUACGAGCCGCAAUUUUCUAGCUUUACCCCGACGGUACAGCGGCAGAACCCGUCGGUGAAAACCCUAUUCGCGAUCGGCGGCGGCGACGCCAAUUUCACGACUAUGGCUGCCAUGGCCAGCCAACCUGGUAGAAGGAAGGCGUUCAUCGAUUCCUCCAUAAGCCUUGGUGAGCAUCAAUACCCUUCGGACCCAACGGAGAUGGCCAAUUUCGGAACCCUCCUCACGGAAUGGCGAGCCGCCGUGACGGCGGAGGCCAGAAGCUCCGGCGACCCGCCUCUGCUUUUGUGCGCCGCCGUCCGCUACUUAUCCUACUACUUCUCACCCUCCGUCCAAUACCCUGUUCAGACAAUAUCCAACUCUGUGGACUGGAUCAACCUUAUCGCGUACGACUUCUACGGCCCCAUAUGGUCGCCGAACGCCACAGACACGCCGGCGGCGCUGUACAAUCCCGGCCGCAGCCAGAUCAGCGGCGACGCAGGGGUGAAUUCUUGGAUCGAAUCCGGAUUUCCGGCCAACAAAAUCGUCUUCGGAAUGCCGUUCUACGGCUGGUCCUGGCGGCUCGCCGACGCCGGGAAACAGGGGCUUUACUCGCCGGCGAAUGGGGAGAGCUUGUCUGAAGAUGGGUAUAUUGGGUUUGAUCGGAUUAGUGCGUUCAUUGCGCAGAACAGAGCAACCAGAGUGUUCAAUUCGACGGUGGUUUCCGACUAUUGUUACAGCGGGACGACGUGGAUUGGAUACGACGACGUUCGGAGCGUUUUGGCGAAGGUUGCUUAUGUUAACAACAAAGGGUUGCUUGGCUACUUCGCUUGGCAUGUUGGUGCUGAUGAUAAUUGGACUCUUUCUACCACAGGAAAGGGAGGAAGGGAUGUAACAACAUUUUUUGCGGGCGAAUUGGGAGAGAAGAACCCUAAAAUGUCAGCGGUUCGAUAUAGCUUCACACAACUUGAGAUAGCUACCAAUGGUUUCUCCUUUGAGAAUAAGGUCGGACAAGGUGGAUAUGGCCCUGUUUAUAAGGGAGUGUUGGCCGACGGAAGGGAGAUAGCGGUGAAGAAGUUGUCGAGAAACUCGAGCCAAGGAGACGAGGAGUUCAAGAAUGAGGUAAUGCUCACAACACAACUUCAACACGUAAACCUCGUCAGGGUUAUAGGUUACUGCAUCGACGCAGGAGAGCGGAUGUUGGUCUAUGAAUACUUGCCCAACAACAGUUUGGAUCAUUACCUCUUCGAUCCAGUGAGGAACUUAUUGUUGGAUUGGGCAAGAAGAGUGGAAAUCAUUGAAGGAGUUACUCAAGGCCUUUUAUACCUCCAAGAGUAUUCCGGCCAUUCGAUUGUUCAUCGCGACCUCAAACCGGGCAACAUUUUGCUGGAUUAUAACAUGAAGCCUAAGAUAUCUGAUUUUGGGCUAGCUAGGAUUUUGCUGACAGAUUCAUCAGAAGCUAACACUGAACGAAUUUCUGGAACAAGAGCUUACUGCCCACGAGAGUAUCUGCAGAAUGGCGUGUACUCCAAGAAAUCUGACGUUUACAGCUUCGGGAUCCUUCUUCUGCAGAUCAUAAGCAGCAAGAGAUGUGGUUCCCAUUACGGUCCCGAUGGAGAUUUAGAGCUUCAUGUCUAUGCAUAUGAACUGUGGAAAGAAGGUAGAGAGAUGGAGAUCAUGGAUCGUUCACUAGACGACUCGAAUUCAACUUGCAAGUUAGCGAAUUGCUUGAGAAUAGCUCUUCUCUGCAUCCAAAGGAAACCAAUGGAUAGGUUGAGUAUGCACAAGGUUUCGUCGAUGCUCAGAGAUUUCUACAGCAACGAUAAUGCAGAUGAAAGGAACAUUGAGAUCAGAGACGUCAGGUUCUUCAGUGAGGCUGUCAUUAAUGUAGUACAAUUACCUGAGUCCCCUGCUAAUUGCUCGACAAAUCAAGUCACAGUUACAGAGCCACAUGCCAGAACAUGA